This is a messenger RNA of Penicillium argentinense, 1521 nucleotides long. Its product is annotated as MFS general substrate transporter. Gene Ontology annotation, biological process: transmembrane transport. Gene Ontology annotation, molecular function: transmembrane transporter activity. Lineage: Eukaryota; Fungi; Ascomycota; Eurotiomycetes; Eurotiales; Aspergillaceae. The record is from RefSeq and is a predicted model, not a curated record. The coding region runs from base 1 to 1521 and encodes 506 amino acids. Gene Ontology annotation, cellular component: membrane. The transcript has 10 exons.
AUGGCUGAGGUAAAGCCCAAAUCGGGUGGACCGUCCCUGCCCCGGGGGUUGAAGGAGAUCGUCAAUUGGUAUCCGUCGGAAUAUCCAUCUGAGGAACGAAAGUCAGCGAAAUGCCGAUUACUUUUCAAGCUUGAUUUGUCAAUUCUGAUUUUCGCUUGCUUAUGCUUCUUCGUUAAAUAUUUGGAUCAGACCAAUAUUAGCAAUGCCUACGUUAGUGGUCUGAAAGAAGACUUCGGUCUUUACGGAAACGAACUCAACUACUUCAAUGUCUGCUAUUUCACGGCAUAUGUGGUGUUUCAGGUACCCGGACUUUUGUUGAUGUCGCGUCCAAAGCUAGCUCGCUGGCUACUUCCGACACUAGAGAUACUCUGGGGUAUUUGUACCUUUGCCCAAAGCCGCGUCACAAAUGUCAACCAGAUCUACGCUCUCCGAUUCUUAGUGGGAAUGCUCGAAGCUCCUGUCUUUGCGGGGACCCAUUUUAUCCUGGGUUCCUGGUAUUCUGGACCUGAGCUGUUCAAGCGAGCCGGUGCUUGGUUUAUUUGCAAUCCAUUGGGAAGCAUGGUCAGCGGGUAUCUCCAGGCAGCGGCAUACACUAACCUGUCUGGUGUCGGCGGGAUGCCCGGUUGGCGAUGGCUGUUCAUCAUUGACGGCAUAUUCACAAUCCCCGUGGCCCUUAUUGGAUUUUUGAUUUUCCCUGGCAUCGCAGAGUCGCCCCGUCCGUUUUAUUUGUCCGAGAGUGAUAUUUCGCUAGCGAAGGAGAGGGCUGCCAGAGCGAAGAUUCGGCGACCAGGCAAGCUUGAUCUCGAUGUGCUCGGGCGAUCUUUGAAGCGGUGGCAUAUUUGGGUUUUCGUUCUAUGUUAUGCGUGCAUGAUCAUUUCCUCCUACCCUUCGUCAUACAUGAACCUGUGGUUGAAAGCAGAAGGAUAUUCGGUCACCAAGAUUAACCAACUUCCAACUGUGAUCUAUGCCAUCCAGAUCGUUGCUUCUUGGCUUGGGUCGACAAUUGCAGCUAUAUACCCAGCAUGGCUCAUCUACACUCUGGCGUCUAUCUGCGUUCUUUUCUCGACGCUUUGCAUGAUUAUUUGGAAUAUUCCGCCCGCAUUGAAAUUUUUCGCGUGGUAUCUUUUCGGAAUUUCAAGCUGCUUAAGUCCCAUUCUGUAUUCGACGGUGAACACGAUUGUCCGAGGUGAUUCUGAGGAGCGGGCCCUCAUUAUGGGCUCGAUGAUGACCUUUGGCUAUUCUUUUCAAAUCUGGGUUCCACUCCUGCUUUUCCCAACUGCCGGACCAGACGGUGCACCACGGUGGAGAAAAGGGUGGCCUGUCACCUUUGUGUUCUAUUUCCUCCUUUGGGCCGGUUUUAUCUCGGCCAUUCUGAUCCACCGACGAGACCAACGAAAGCGCUCAGCCCGUGAUAGCCAGGAACACAGCGACGAGGACGGGGAGACAAUCAUUAUUGGUGAUGGAGCAGAUUCCAAAGCUGGUGAAUCCGCUUCGAAAACUAUACCCAAGGAAGGAGAGUAA